GACUGCAGGCAGACAGAAUUCAGAUCCAGAUGGUAAUGAAUGGAGCACUGAUCGUUACUGUCAUAACAAAACAAAUCUAAUCAGGUUAUAUUAUUGUUUUUUUACUCAAUCGUGUAGAAAUUGCAGGACUCAUUAGUGCAUUGUGUAAUUUACUGUUUCCAAGUAAUUAUCCUACGUUAUUUACAAGAGUAUUUUGAACGGAAUUGUGAAAAUAGGUCACAGUGAUUUUGUAAGGUUUCAUGUUUGCUAGGUUGUUAAGAGACAUUCUUCAGAUAGUUUGUUAACAUAACAAAUGGAUACAUUCAUCUUAAACAACAACAAGAAGGGGAGUGUGAAGGUGACCAUCACCCCCUGCCAGCCUCGCACCCUCACCCAUCUGCCCAAGAGACCGCCCGUGGACAUCGCCUUCUCCGAUCUCACCUACACCGUCAAGGAGGGCCGCAAGAAAAAUGUCAAGACUAUUCUCAAGUCAGUCAGUGGUCGGCUGCGCAGUGGAGAGCUCACGGCCAUCAUGGGUCCGUCAGGAGCUGGCAAGUCUACCCUGCUCAAUAUCCUUACUGGAUACAAGGUGUCUGGUAUGUCGGGAUCUAUCACUAUCAACGGCCACGAACGCAACCUGUCUCAGUUCGCCAAGUUGUCCGCCUACAUCAUGCAGGACAACCAGCUGCACGGCAACCUGAGCGUAGACGAGGCGAUGCACGUUGCCACUGCGCUCAAACUGGGCUCCGACCUGUCUAAACAUGACAAACAGGAAGUGGAUGGAAUUGGUGAAUUGCCCUCUACCAUGUAUGAUAGUAGAGGUCGGCUGCGUCACCGUGAGUAUAUUCAAGAAAUUCUAGAAACUCUGGGACUCCAAGACCACAAGAACACGAUGACCUCUAACCUCUCCGGAGGGCAGAAGAAGCGUCUUUCAAUCGCUUUGGAGCUUGUAAACAACCCUCCUAUCAUGUUCUUUGACGAGCCAACAAGUGGGCUGGACAGCUCUUCGUGUUUCCAGUGCAUUUCCCUGCUGAAGACAUUGUCACGUGGAGGUCGUACGAUCAUCUGCACCAUUCACCAGCCGAGCGCGCGACUGUUUGAGAUGUUCGACCACUUGUACACACUGGCGGAUGGUCAGUGUGUGUACCAGGGAUCCACACAGCAACUCGUACCCUUCCUGGGCCGACUGGGGCUAGUGUGUCCGAGCUACCACAACCCUGCGUCCUUCGUGAUUGAAGUGUCGUGUGGAGAGUACGGUGACAAUGUUCGUAAGCUGGUGGCUGCCAUCAAGAACGGCAAACAUGACAUCCGGGUGGGCAAACCGUUUCCUGAGAUUGAAGCUUCGAACACUCUCAACAACGCCAACGCCAAGGUGAACAACGACAUUGCGGCCGGUGAGAGAAAGAUGUCCAAUGGAACUACGGGAGUCAACAACAUGCUGUUGGCUGCUACCAACGAUAUUGCCAAGGAGAACGCUAACUCAAGCAACGCUGUUGUGAUUCCUGUAGAUUUGACGGCCGAGAAACCAGCAGACGUUACUUCAACUCUGCUAGAGAACGCAUUACCGAACACCCAGAAACGCUAUGGAACGUCCGAGUUUAACCAGUUCUGGAUCGUUCUCAAGCGAACACUUCUCUUCUCCAGAAGAGACUGGACCUUGAUGUACCUUCGUCUCUUUGCUCACAUUCUGGUGGGUUUCCUCAUCGGAGCUUUGUACUACGACAUCGGCAACGACGGAGCCAAAGUUCUCAGCAACCUCGGUUUCCUCUUUUUCAACAUGUUGUUUCUCAUGUACACUUCCAUGACCAUCACCAUUCUGUCAUUCCCCCUUGAAAUGCCUGUGCUUGUGAAAGAAAAUUUCAAUCGAUGGUAUUCAUUACGCUCCUACUACCUGGCAAUCACAAUGUCCGACAUUCCAUUCCAGGCAAUUUUCUGUGUGAUGUAUGUCAGCAUCGUAUACUACAUGACAGCUCAGCCGAUGGAGAUCGCUAGAUACUGGAUGUUCCUCAGCGCGUGUCUGCUCGUCUCCUUUGUGGCUCAGAGUGUCGGACUGGUGGUCGGAGCUGCGAUGAACGUGCAGAACGGAGUGUUCCUUGCUCCGGUGAUGUCUGUUCCAUUCCUGUUGUUCUCUGGGUUCUUUGUCAGCUUCGAUGCCAUCCCCGUCUACCUGCGAUGGAUCACGUAUCUAUCCUACAUCCGCUACGGGUUUGAAGGCACAGCCCUCGCCACUUACAGCUUUGGCCGAGAAAAACUCAAAUGCUUCCAGACGUACUGUCACUUCAAAUCCCCCGAUACCACGCUGGAAGAGUUGGAUAUGACUGACGCUAGCUUUACACUGGACAUUGUCGCUCUCAUCAUCAUCUUCUUCACUCUGAGAGUCGCAGCCUUCCUGUUCCUGCGGUGGAAGUUGAUGUCCACUCGUUAAACCGACAACCAGUUACGUUAGGGAUCCAAUCAGAAAGUGGGAAACCUCAAGCAAAUGCUGUGGGUGUUGAAAAAUUCUUGUUUACAAGAGAAAUGAAUUUACAAACCAGGGUGCCAACUUUUGUAGCAAGAUCAAUAAUUGUGAUCAAUUUCAGGAUAGUGAAUUUUCAUACUGUUUUAUCACUAAUGGAAAUAACAGUUUGUAUUUUAUAACUUUUCAAUAGCUUUUAUCUGUAGCCUUUGCUGAAAUCGGCCUUAAAAUUUAUACAGUAUCAGACAUAAAAAUUAUCAAUGCAGUAGAAAGCAAUAAAUUAUACUGUGGUUGUAUUUUAUAUACAACAAAUGUUUAUAAAUGUUUACUGAUGUAUAAUUUUCAUGAGUACCAGAAGUGCCUGCUAAAACCAAGUACAAGUUUGUUUGAAUUUAUUUUCUCUAUGUAAAUACUUUGUAAGUUACAUAAUAGUGAUAAGAAAUGUGUCUAUUUGUCUGGAAUUUGUGAAGAAUAUUUAUAUAUUAAAUACAUUUUGUUAUAGUACAUCUUGCAUGAUGGUAUGACUUAUUUAAAUUGACAUACUUUCAUCGGGUGCUAGAUAAUAAAUUCUAUUGAAGUCGUAAGUUUACAGUUUUGUUUGUUGUAUUUAAAUUUUCUGAACAUAGAGGUAAUUUUUAAUCUCUGGAGUAUCGGAGCAUCUUAGUGUUCGUGAAGCAAACAGCGGAAUGCGCUCAACUUGUACAUAAUGUAAUACAGCCCAAGAUACAAAUAUAUAUUUUUGUAACAUUUACUAAUCGGUGUGAGGAGAAAUUUACAUGUAAAAUCAUUCAUACUCAGCACUUUUCUUUCUAUUUUCCAUUUGUAGUACCUCAUGUAGAGUUUAAAAAAAUCUUUGCCUCGGAAACGUGAAUCUUUAUGAUCAUACAAUCUGCUUUAAAAACUAAUUUUAAUUUUGUUUGAAUAAUUGUCUAUACUUUCUUUUAUAGCUACAAAUUGCCAGUGAUGUUUGAAGCUCUCUAUUUAUCUAAUUUUACAUUCCUGACAUCACACUAUUACUGUAUCUGUGGGUUCUUAGAAUAGAUUUGCAUAUUUAUAUGGAUUUGUUAUCUUACGUUUGAUUAUAUUUUAUAUAAAAAUGUGUACUUUGUGCUAUGUUAAGUGAUAUAUGUUUAUAAAACGUAUUAAAAUGUC
Molecule: messenger RNA, 3586 nt
Organism: Macrosteles quadrilineatus (aster leafhopper)
Lineage: Eukaryota; Metazoa; Arthropoda; Insecta; Hemiptera; Cicadellidae
Product: ATP-binding cassette sub-family G member 4
Exons: 14
Coding region: 293-2404 (703 amino acids)
Cellular component (GO): plasma membrane
Molecular function (GO): ATP hydrolysis activity; ATP binding; ABC-type transporter activity
Source: RefSeq, a predicted model, not a curated record